Cucumis melo (muskmelon) is the source of this 1455-nucleotide messenger RNA. RefSeq names its product heterodimeric geranylgeranyl pyrophosphate synthase small subunit, chloroplastic. The record is from RefSeq and is a predicted model, not a curated record. The coding region runs from base 175 to 1182 and encodes 335 amino acids. The transcript is spliced from 2 exons. Lineage: Eukaryota; Viridiplantae; Streptophyta; Magnoliopsida; Cucurbitales; Cucurbitaceae. Gene Ontology annotation, molecular function: prenyltransferase activity. Gene Ontology annotation, biological process: isoprenoid biosynthetic process.
UCUUUAUUUUUCUUAUAACAAGAAUAUUCUUUCUAUUAAUCCCAACAAACUCUAAAGCUUGGCUUAUCCAUGGCAAGUGCUGAUUUCCCGCAUUCACCUUCUCUUCCAUCUCCACGUGUUUAUCCUUCUCAUUCCUCUCCAUUUCCAUAGAUUUUAGAGAGAGAACUCAGAAUAAUGGCCUUCUCACUCAUGGCCGCAUCCUCUCUUAGUACCUCUUUUGGGAGAAAGACCCCUAUUCGAUGUUCUUCCUCUUCUUCCUCCGCUCUUUCUUCUCAAACCAAAUCGCUUCACUUUGACCUAAAAACAUACUGGAAACAGCUGAUUCUCGAGAUCAACCAAAAGCUGGAUGAAGCUGUUCUAAUUCAGUAUCCAGAGCAGAUCUACGAGGCUAUGCGUUACUCCGUCUUGGCUCAAGGGGCCAAGCGAGCUCCUCCCGUUAUGUGUGUCGCCGCCUGCGAGCUCUUCGGCGUCGACCGCCUCGCCGCUUUCCCCACCGCCUGUGCCCUCGAAAUGGUUCAUGAAGCUUCGUUGAUCCAUGAUGACCUUCCUUGCAUGGAUGAUGACCCCUCACGGCGUGGCCAACCCUCAAACCAUACAGUUUAUGGUGUUGACAUGGCUAUCCUUGCAGGUGAUGCACUUUUCCCCCUUGGCUUCCAACAUAUUGUCUCACAUACACCCUUUGAUCUUGUGCCUGAGUCCCGCCUGCUCCGUGUGGUUGCCGAGAUUGCCCGAGCCGUUGGUUCCAGAGGCAUGGCAGCUGGACAGUUUCUUGACCUUGAGGGAGGCCCCAACUCCGUUGAAUUUGUCCAAGAAAAAAAAUUUGGUGAAAUGGCCCAGUGCUCUGCAGUGUGUGGAGGACUUCUAGCUGGAGCAGAAGACCCUGAGAUACAGAGACUAAGAAGAUACGGAAGAGCGGUCGGGGUGUUGUAUCAGGUAGUUGAUGAUAUUUUGGAAGAACAAUCGAAAAAACUCGAUGAAACAAAUGAGAGUAAAAGAAGAAAAGGGAAGAGCUACGUUGGAGUAUAUGGGAUUGAGAAAGCUAAGGAGGUGGCGGAGGAGCUGAGGACCAAAGCUAAGAAUGAAUUGGAAGGAUUUGAAAAGUACGGAGACCGAGUGAUGCCUUUGUACAGCUUUGUGGACUAUGCUGCUGAUAGGAGCUUCAGUUUUGAAACUUCAAGUUGAUGAGAAGGUGGAAUCCCCUUGAUUCUGGAAAUGGGAGAGUUUAGAAGUCUCUUAAUAUAUAAACUAGCAGGUCUUGAUUUUACUAGUUGUUAACCAUUUCCCUUGGAAAAUGUUAAGGCAGCAUGAACAGGAUAGGACCAUGUUGAUGAAAUCAGUCUUGACCAAAGAGCUGGAGAAAAGUUCUUGAUAGAUGAUUGAGUUACGGAGAAAAGUGUUUAUCAACACGUUGAUAUUUUCCAAAACUUGAAAGGAAAGUAUACAUAGUUUCUGAAA